Drosophila elegans is the source of this 5143-nucleotide messenger RNA. RefSeq names its product NADH dehydrogenase [ubiquinone] 1 beta subcomplex subunit 2, mitochondrial-like. The transcript is spliced from 2 exons. NCBI's taxonomy places the organism in Eukaryota, Metazoa, Arthropoda, Insecta, Diptera, Drosophilidae. The record is from RefSeq and is a predicted model, not a curated record. Bases 4771 to 5073 code for a protein of 100 amino acids. Gene Ontology annotation, cellular component: mitochondrial inner membrane.
AUUGCGAGGGGGUGCAUUGUGAUUGGUGGUGAAAAGCAGUCGGCAAACAAAAGACUUAGGCAACGAACUUGUGAGUCGUGAAUGGAAUUGGCUGCACCACCUCAGCGACCUUGACACAAGGGCAUUGAGUUGCAUGUGCAAUGCUUGGUUUAAUGCGAUUUUAUUAAACCGUAAAUUGUUUAGUUACGAAUCUUGUUUUACGUAUUUUUUUGCUUACAAAACCUUAUAGUAGCUAAAUCGGAAUAUUGAAAAGUCAAUCAUAUUUGCUUUAACAGCAUCUUUUAUUUAGGGUUCAUGUCUUAAGGGCUGCAAAAUGUCAAGUAACUUAACUCAAAACACCUUUGCAAAGCUUUUAUUAAAUGGUAUACUUUGUAUUCAAUUCAAAGCCAUUCGCUUUACCAAAACAAAAAAAAACCAGGCUAAUUAAGUAACCUGGUGAAUUACGUUCCAUUAUAAUCACCACAACUGGCAGUGAGACAACGACAACAACAUAAUUCCAGUGACACUUUUCAUAGCUUAUAAUAGCAGCAAGCCAAAGCAAAAUAAACUGGAAACUAAAAUAAGAAAAAAGCCGUUUGGAAAUUAAGCAAAAGCAAAGGCAAAGGCAUGUAAAGUAUUUUAAUAUUUAAUAUUACUGUCGUUGUUUUUUCGGCAAUCCGCUGGUGAAAGUGCCUAUAAAAAGGGAAACAACACCGAACGAAACAACUUGACAAACAAAGUGAAGAGGAGCGAACAAUAAUAAAAACAAUAAUUAGCCAUCUGCUAUGGCAAGAAAUCAAUCGACUGGGUAAAAGUGCCAAUAAACAAGUCAAAUAGAUCCAAAUAAGCCCGAGUCCAAGUCCGAACCCGAAUGCGAAGCCAAAUCUAAAAUCAAAGCCAAGCCCAAACCCAAACCCAAAGCAAACGUCCAAGUAAAGCCAAAGCCAGUUGGCCAAGUUAGUCGCCUCAUCAGCGACUUGGCUCAGUUUUGGGGCUAGUUACUGGCUUUUCCUGGCCGCCCAAACAACAUUCACUUGUCAUAUGCUAUGGCUGGCUAUGUUGGCUUAAAUAGAAUCCACCGCUGCCACAAGAGAUCAAGCUGGUCCACUGGUCUGGCGACUGGCGAAACGAGGAAAACCGCCUGGUUAGGAGUAAAAGUGCUGUGGAGGCUGCAGAUAAUGGAGUGCUGACGAAUUUGUCGCCUGUCGGCUGACUAAUCGUCCGAUUCGGAGUGAGAGCAGCGCUUUCUCAACGCUAAUUCAAAACCCAGAGCCGGAAAUGGCUUUAAAGAUGCGCAGCCAGAAAGGUGACCUUCAGAGCAACCCACAGCCCACCUCAGCCGGUUCCCAGGAAUGAAAAAGGGAGGAGACAUAGACGAAUGUCGGGGACCUUAUUUUGUGGGGGCAUCAGCAGACAUUUAACAUUGAAAACUUCCGAGAAUGAGCUUAAAUUAUAUAAUUUUUGGGAACUCUAAUUAGCAAAAAGUGAUAGUGAUAUAUGUUAGGUUAAUAUGAGGACAUGGACUCGACUGGAGUAUGUACUUACUCUUCUGGGUCUUUUGGUUGCUCCGGAAGCUUUGACACAGUUUUCGAAAUAUUUUUUUCAGAUUACACUUCCAAGAAACGAUACCGCUGCAACCUGCUUCCCUUUAGUUAUCUUUACUUUGCUUCUCGACUACGCCCAGAUUAAUGACUAGUUAAUCAACCUGACCUCUGUUGGCCAGCUUGAAGCAAGGCUAAGUGCCCAUUGCUCUUGAUUAAGCCAAAGUAAUGAAGUGGACGCUUGGGCCGAAGACAAUUGUCUUUUGGUUUUAUGAAGCCCACUGUUUCCUCUCUUUUCGCGCUUGUUGCCGUAAAUUGCCGUGUGAUUGUUGGCCAAAGGGUGGGGAUUGGGAAUAAAGGGGUGACUGUAAAAGCCGUAAAAGUUCAGGGUUAAAGUCAUUCGAGCCAAGGGCUUGGGAGCAAAAUGUGUGCGAUGUGUUUGGUACCGUAUUGUCAAAUGAUUUUGAUCCAAUUUUGGCACUUAGCGAUAGCUAUUUUAACAAGUUAUCUUAGUUUCCUAAUAUUUUAUAUGUAAAGUAUUUCACAACCGUUUAAGUCACAAUAAACAACUUACAACAAGUUUUCUGAUAAAUCGUUGUAGAAGAGCCAAAGUUGAUUUGCAUAAAACCAUCAGAAGCUAAACACUCAUCAAAGUGACACUUUAACUUCAUCCUCUCUAUAAGCCAGAUGAUUCCAAAGUUUGACUUUAAUUGCUUUGUCAGAAGUCGAGUUACAUUAGCAGGAAAACUGACUAUUAUUUAACAUUUCCUACAUAUGCUGAUCUAUUUCGCCCUUGAUCAAGGCCUUUAACUCGGACUUUCGGCAUGCUUCCGCCUCAACGUACGAGGUGUCCGAUUUAAUAACGAUCGUAAAAUAUGGAAUCGAAAAAUGUUGAAAAUGAAGUAGAGCAGUCGACUCAAUUGGCCUGAAGUGUGUCCCAGACACAGACUAGGUUUUUUUAUUGUGCAGUUAAUAAUGGAAUUAGUGAAUUUAAUUGUUACCACACACACAGUUGCUCUGGGCUCAUUGCGCUUCAGCGGCGCCGUCAUCACCAUUAUCAUCGUCUCGACUAUUGUGGUUUUUCUCUGCUGGAUUGGAAAUGCACUCACUCAAGAUUGCUGCUGCCGUGGUAACAAAUUAUUUGCGUUUUGAGUAAUACGGUCCAUACACACGCAUGAAGUCAGCACACAAAGUAAUGUGGAUUAUGAAAUUUGAAAUCAGUUUUCCCCCUUAUUUAAGUUGCGUAUGCGCCUUGUAAGGCGAGUAAAGCAUUUUGGACUGAACUAUCAAAACCUGUUAAUAUUAGAAGCGCAAUGAGUAAGUCUUGGUAUGGAAUUACGAGUAUUUAAGAAGUCAAGGGCUGUGGUUAUUUCUCCUCGGUCAAAAUUAUAUAACUGCAUUCUAUGCUUGCGACAAUGAUUUUGAAACAUCCACUUGAGUUAUAUUCCAGAUAUUUUAACAAAAUGUCUCUGAUAUUGGAAUAUAGUUUGAUUAUUUAUACUAUAUUUCUGUACCCCUUCCUGAGACUAUUCAUAACAACCAUUGCACUAUGGUGGAGGAGCAAAAUAUACAAGGGUCGUUGCCCGCCAGAUUGGCAGUCCAUUUGCCAAUGGAGCUCAAGAAAGAGAACUCUGCACUACGUAUAUGUAUCUCAACCGACAGCAUUCCAAAAGGUACUCUGAGAUGAUCAACCGCCAUUCCAAUCCCAAUUCCGACUGCAAUUUGCCCCGUUUGUCGCUCGUUUAGUAUGCCCGGCACGUAGUCGCAGUUCAGUUGGUUCAGUUGGUUCAGUUCAGCUCAGUUAGAGCGGCAUAGCUCGGCCAUAACUAGCUUUUCGACCAGAUUAUCUAACAGUUCAUACCGCCAACGGCCUCGCUGCUGGACAACAUCGUCCACGUCUUUGUCAUUAAAUUUAUGAUUUAACUACGACAAUUAAGUGAAAACUAAACGCUCCGAUAGGUUCAAUAUAUAUGGAGUACCGACCUCCCCUACUUCUCCCCUCCUCAUCCUUCCUUAGCCGCCGAAAAGUCGUCACGCCAUAAAUUGGACAAAAUCUUCGCUGCAGGCUCCAACUCUCCACCUCUCCAACUCCAUUUUUAUGGCCAUCCAUUUCCCUCGCAUUCGGCUCUUGCAUCAGCCUCAUCCUGAUCUUGGGAUCCUCACACUCUCUCUCCGGUUGCGUAAUCCUUGAAAAUCUUAACAAAUGAUAGUAAUUGCCACCUCGGUCGCCCCGCAGAAACAGUUUUCUGAUUUUGAGUUACGUCUUGUUUGCUGCCUUCGUUGGUUAAAUAAACGUGUACACUUGUCCACAUAUUUGUCGCCGUCUUUGGGUAAUAUUUUUUCUGCUUUCGUCGUCGCUGUCAGCUCUUAACGAAAAUUUGUCAUGCAUUUCAUUUGAUUUCUUUGUCAGUCGGUUAUUAUUUCUCCCGUUCGCCUUUUCCUGGGCGGAAAUUUGUGCUUCUCACUCCGCUGAUCCGCUCGAGAAGUCGCGAUCUGUGAUUGUGAAAAACCCCGUACCCACGUUCAUGAGGCUACCGAACUGGAAGUGGUCAGACGGGGGCUAAUAUGCAAUUAAUAUGCUUGAUUGGUCGAUGGGUCGUUAGUCAAAACCGAGAGGGCGAGAUCGAUAGAAACACGAAAGCGAAAGGUGUCAUAUUACUUUUGGCCAAGUUACUUUCAGUGGACCAAACUUUUACGGGAUGUCCGAGUAAAGAUUACUUAAUAACUAACUUCGGAAUUGUAGCUUUUUAAAUAUUUUUAAUAAAACUAUUUCGUUUUUUCAUACCUUAUGGGCACAACAUUUGCAGGUCUGAGACACCUUUAUGCAUAGUCCUGUAAUAGGAGAUCAUCAAUAAAAUUGGCCCAAAUUGGAAGGGAAUUAAACCAUUUACAUUAAGAGGUGUGCCUUUUCAAAAUCGGAGAGCUUAAGAAAAGUUAUGGUCCUAAGCAACUUAACUGCAAAGACAAUUUUUGUAUAAACAAAAAGGGGUUACAUCGUUAAAAUUUCAAGAAAAUCGACCCGAAAUUACAAGCCAACAUCUAAACGCAGAUUUGAAGAAAAAUAAUCCACGAACCUUUAAGAAAAGUUAUAUACUUGGAAGUGCUGGUUUUAGGCCAGUUUUCUACAAACAUAGGAAGCCAUUGUUAAAAUUUCAAGAAAAUCUAUCCUAAAUUACAAGACAACAUUUAAACGCAGACUUUCCGAAAAGAAAUUUCAGUUAAAAGAGCCAAGGACUCAAAAGUGCAGACUAUGAAUAUUGCUCUUAAAGCAAAUUAUUUUCGAGCCCCAAUCGGUUGUAUGAGCCGCAGGAUUUUGGCACGCAAUGUACGCAAUGUAAUUCGAAGAGAAAGUCAUGUCGUUUCUUACCGCAAUCCCCCCCCGCCGCAUUCUAAGGCAACCAGAAUGGGAGCGACAAUUGUUGGCGGCGCCAUGUGGUGGUGGGUAAUUUGGCACUUUUGGCAUGAGCCCGACCAUGUAACGGGAGAAUUCGAUUACCCCAACCCACUGAAAUGGAGCAACUGCGAGUUGGGUAUUCCAAAAGGAGGUGUUUGAAUAUUUAAUGACAUUCAAGUUUAUAUACCAAGUAUUAAAUAAACAACGUAAAAAAAAAAUAUAUAUAUAU